Molecule: messenger RNA, 1658 nt
Organism: Drosophila hydei
Lineage: Eukaryota; Metazoa; Arthropoda; Insecta; Diptera; Drosophilidae
Gene: eIF4H1
Product: eukaryotic translation initiation factor 4H
Exons: 4
Coding region: 96-1136 (346 amino acids)
Molecular function (GO): RNA binding
Source: RefSeq, a predicted model, not a curated record
UAAGUGUGUACACACUGGAGCGCGUGCACACGGCGACAAUCUUGGUAGUCAGUCUGCGGAUUGCAGCGAAUUCGCUCAUUUGAAAAAAAUAAAACAUGGCUGGAAGAGGUGGUUAUGAACACGCUAGAGGUGGCUUUGGAGGAGAGCGUCAUGUGAAGCAAUUGCCAACGGAACCGCCUUUUAUUGCGUACGUGGGCAAAUUGCCACAGGGUCUCGUACAGGGCGAUGUUAUGAAAAUAUUUAAUGAUUUCGAGGUGAAACACGUGCGACUAGUAAAGGAUCGCGAAACGGAUCAGUUCAAGGGUUUUUGCUAUGUGGAGUUCGAGACACUUGAUAACUUGGAGCGAGCUCUUGAAUGCGAUGGACGAAUCAAAUUGGAUGAUCUUUCGGACCCGCUGAAGAUAGAUAUAGCAGAUCGCAAGAAAAAUGAUCGCCCGGGUGGCGGCAAUGGCGGCGGCAUGAAUCGCGAUGGUCGGGAUGGGUUCCAAAAGCGCGGACCACCGCGUCAGGGCGGCACCAGUCAAUCGUAUAGCCGAGGCGGCCCUGGCACCGGCGGUGGUCGUGAGGCCGGCGGCGGCUCUGGUAAUCGCGGCGAUAGUAGAGGUUCGUACAAUGAUAAUUAUGGUGGUCACAGUGAUAGAAGUCGUGGCGGCGCCAGCUCCGGCAUGAAUAGAGGAUACAAUGAUCGCCCGGCUAAUCGCGGCCGUUAUGGUAACUUUAACAAUGACGAGAGAUUCGAUCGCAAUCAGGAUCGGGAUCGUGGGCAGCGCGAGGGCAGUUAUGGAAAUCAGUCGCGCGAUGGCGAUCGAUACAACAAUUUCAGCCGGCAUCGUGAUCGUGAGCGCACCCACUACAAUCCCAACCAGCAGCAGGAACGUCCCAGCGGCGUUGCAAUGGGCGCCAUCGGUAACAAUUCAAUUAUGCCUGGACCAAAUUCCAAGAUUGCUGAUACUGAAUUUCACAUUGCAGAUGAUACGGAGCGGCCACGCCUGCAGCUAAAGCCGCGAACUAUUGCGGCGCCUAUCAAUGCGGUGGCCGAAACCAAACAAUCGGCAUCCAUUUUUGGCAAUGCCAAGCCGCGGGAGGAGAAACUGAAGGAGCUGCAACAGAAUGUCAAUCACAAUGGCGAUAACUAGGCGGCUCUGAAAUCUUUAAAUAUGCCUAAAUGAUAUUUAAACAAAGUAAAAAGCAAAAAACAUAAAGCAAAAGAAAAUAAGAGACAAGUUAAUGGAAAUGAUAGAGGCAUAUAUCAUUGGUGUGAGAGAGCGGCGUGCAUAUAUAUGAAGAGAAGCGGAAGAGGAGAUGGAAGCAAAAGCAAAAACAAUACAAAAUAUAAUUAAUAACUAUGCUAUAUAUACUAUGCUAUAUAUAUAUAUUAUAUAAAAAGCUAUGUACUAUGCAAACAAUACACAUAAACAACAUACUUGGCUGGCGCCCUCCCCUGUCAGCCAAAACAACAAAGCAACUUAACAAACAACAAAACAACCAAGAAAAAGGAAACAAACAAAUGGAAUCACAGCAAAGCAAACAAUACGACAAAAUAACUUUCUAACUUCAUGAGUGUUCGUUGGAACAACAGCAACAGAAACCACAACAACAACAACAACAACUGCAAUGGAAAGUCUUUAAAUGUUAGUCUGUAAGCAGCGGUAAAGUUA